AUGGCUUUUGAAUUACAUCCUUCACUACCUCGGCGGUUCCUCAAUCCUCCUAAAUCACCUCAAAUCCAUGCUUUAUUUGCUGAAAGCCACUUCAAGAGUCCUGAAACUGAUUACUCUGCAAUCAUAGAUAUUUCCUUCGAUACCAUCGAUUUUCUGCCAAAAUUAUAUGAACCAAAUUUGGAGUCUGAGAGUCUUUCUUCUCCAAAAUUUGACAAUCGGAAACCAUUUCAACGUUCACUUUCGGGAUCUAAAUUUUGGGAUUCAAGUUUGAACCUGGUUCCAGAUUUAGAAGUUCACAGAACAAGAUCUUGGAAUCUUAUCACCAAAUUGAGAACUUAUCUUGGACUUAAAACUUUUGUUCCUACUACAAGUCCUUUAUCUUCAGCUAGUUCGUCAUUAUCCUAUUUGUGUGAGUCGAAUCAUUCCUUUCUGCCAGUCUCUCUUCGAGUACCUAUUUCUAGUGAAAGCUCAGAUAAAAAUGAUUUAGAGAAUGCCAAUGAAAUAUUACAACCCAAAAAGAAGGCUACAAAGUUUUCAGAUGAUACAGUCAAGUUUGAUUCAUAUGCUCAUUUGCUUAUGUAUAAUAGCAGGUCCAGAAUUGCACCUCCUAGUUCAGUGAUUAUACCAGUGUUUGCUUCAAGUAGUAUUAGAGCAAGUGCUUCAUAUGCUGUGGAAAACCAAAGUACACGGAGUACACCCAUUCAAGCAGUUAAAAGAACUCUCUCUAGAACAUUCUCUAGAGAACCAUUAAGACAAUUGAGUCAAUCAAAUGCUGUAUCAUUGAACAAAUCCAUUUUAAAGAGUAAAAUCAACUCCAAUUUUGAAAAAGAGAAGGAGUUGAGUCUGAAAGUAGACAAGAUGAGUUUGGAGGAAUUUCUCUUUCUGUUUGAGGUUGAUCACCAACAAGCGCAAUUACAGAUGCAACAACAGUUGCAACCAAAAAGCCAAGACAUAAUAAAUAAUUUUAUAACCACUACUUAUUAA
Messenger RNA from Lizanozyma spartinae, 984 nucleotides. RefSeq lists its product as uncharacterized. Bases 1 to 984 code for a protein of 327 amino acids. The record is from RefSeq and is a predicted model, not a curated record. Lineage: Eukaryota; Fungi; Ascomycota; Pichiomycetes; Serinales; Debaryomycetaceae. The transcript has a single exon.